AUGCUGGCCACCAGUCUGCAUAGCGCUGGACUCCAGGACUUUCACGAACCACAGCUCUUCUUCGGCACUAAGGGCACGAAACUGCGCUUCAAGUCAACCCCACACUGUCCAACACUACUGGAUGUAAUAGAGGAGUUCCAGAUCUAUCUUGCCGAUAUUAUCAACAUGGAGCACGUGGACAAGGAUCGUUUCUUUACUGACAUCGCCAGGGAGGUGUGCCCACCAGUCAGUGUGCUGGCCCAGCAGGCACUCGCAUUUAAUGAACAACUACAGACGUAUCUCUGGAAACAAUGCUGUCAGGAGCAACACGCCAGUCAGAUCUACGACAGUCAGCCGCUAAAGAAGGGUGGUCGCGGGCAUGUGCCACCAAAGCGUUCGCUCUUGUACAAGGGUGGUAUUCACUAUUUUCAGCUGUAUGCAUCAGUCAAGGAAGUGUGGGACGUGGUGAAGACUAUGCCGUUUAAUAAUGAUGGCUUGGAGGAGAUGGCACUAGACCCUCUGAUCCAGCAGGCUGCCCGACAUGUCCAGGGCGGCAGUACCCGGGAUGCGCACAUUAUCAAGCGUAGCUAUGAGGCAAGUAAGCGGCGGGCACACCAAGCUAUUCAGGACUCACAACACAAGUUGUUUAGCAUCCAUAAAGAGUAUCGCAUCUCGUGGCGGUUGUUUACACAGCUUCAAGCGCGACUCACUCGUGUGCCCGCGGAGGAGCUGGCUCCCACGCUCAACGACUGUCCGUCAUCCACAUGGGCCAUCUAG
This is a messenger RNA of Cyphellophora europaea CBS 101466, 756 nucleotides long. RefSeq lists its product as uncharacterized. The transcript is spliced from 2 exons. The record is from RefSeq and is a predicted model, not a curated record. The coding region runs from base 1 to 756 and encodes 251 amino acids. NCBI's taxonomy places the organism in Eukaryota, Fungi, Ascomycota, Eurotiomycetes, Chaetothyriales, Cyphellophoraceae.